GAUUAAAGUGGUGGGGGUGGGCGGAGAGUGGUUCCAGGUGCAGUUGACCGGGAGGCAGCUGGGAAUCAGAUGUGGUGACUUUAGGACUCAGGUGGUGGUUUUAACCUUAGACUGUGCAAGGAGAGUAUAUAUAGGGAAUAAAGGAGCGAAGAGAGGGUGAUCGAGGGCAUGUCAGGGAAUACAGCCUUGCAUUACUGUUACUGUAGCUGGUGCUUUGUUAGGACACAGGGACUAGAACGCGGAACGGCAGACCAGUACGGGUCAGGAGGAGGACGAGCUGCCAAAGAUGCCCAGGUCAGAAGAGUCGGGCGAUCAUAGAGAGGAGAACCUGUGUGGAGGGUGGCAGGCGGAAUGGGGACAGGGAUCUUGGGGCAGUGACCUCUGGGGCUCGCUGGUGUCAGAGGAAAGUCGUGUUAAGUUCAGUCUCUCCUGCCUUCCGAGAGGCCUGCUGCUUCUCAGUGUUCACACAAAAAGAUUGAUAGUUAUGGUAUGUUUAUUGGUAAGUAUCAGCUAAUCAAAACAUCCUCUGCUCUCUCAUUGGAAAACUGAACUGAGUAAGAGUACAAAUUUUGUGCUUCACUGGUUUGACUGUUCUUGUGUGCGCUUCAGAAGGCUUUCUUUUUCUCCCCUUCAAACGGCCGAUCUUGUUCUGGAUGUACCCAGCCUACAACAUAUUGGAAAGUCCCUAAUCAAAAGUUGUCCUCUACAUGGAUUUGGUGAUACUAAGGCCUUCUGAUCUGAACACCUGUUAAUGCGUGAACAGUACUGUUCACCUCCGGUGUCCGUGGCUCAUUGUACGUGUACUGAAAGCGUGAGGCUCGCAGCACAUUUGAUGACUUGGCCUGCCCUGCAUGGGGCUGGAGUGGGCGGAAGUCUGCUUUUCUCUCCGUCUGUUUCAGUCCCCAGAUACCUCUCAUGGUAUCACCACCUCUCCAGAGAGAUGACGAAUCUGGAAUUUACAGAAGUGUGUGCACGCAUGUGUAUACCUUUGUGUGCAAUAUAACUUCUUUACGUGAAUAGGCCAUUGACCUGAUGCUGAGAACUAGCCAUCCGUUCAGUCCUGGAGGAAGCAAGUUGUUUUAGGCUCACUGGGAAGACCCACUGCUUCUGGGUUUUCUCAGGGCCUUGCAGCGGUGUUUUGUGACUGUAUACUCUUCCCCAUACCUCCAGACUUUCAAUCCUAGCCCUCACAAAAGAUGCAGUUCCUUAAGUCAGUACUCAUAAAUGAAAUGCACAUUCCCUUUCCGUUGUUUUUUGGAGGCACCAAUACUGUGUCUGGUAAAAGGACCACAAGGGCCAGUUCAGAGCAAAGAGGACAAUUUGAAAUCUUUGUUAUCCUGACUUCCGGCAGAGGGCUUGGCCUCCUGGUGAGUAAGAAUAGGAAGGUGAUGUGAGUUGGGGUACUGAAAAGUCAUUGAGGUGAUGGGUUGUCAGGGAAGCGUAACAUGUUGGAAGGGGUUGGAACCUUAGCUUCUCAUCUCAAAGUCUCCAGGCACAGCCAAGGGGAAAGACUCCACCUCCUUUGGCCUUACUUUCACGUGAGACGGGAUGACUCUGGGUGAAUCUCUUUUGGAGGAACAGAGGGAACAGGUGGACCAAUCAAAGAAAGGGAAGUCAUUCCGAUCUGCUUGAGGUUCUACUUUGUAUGACUUGCUGUGAUUAUUAUCCUGUUAGUAAGCCUUCGCCUAGGGAAACGGCAUUAUGUAGAUACUUUUGCAGGAUCUCCAGGGCUGAAGAAGAAGGAAGAAGGUGCACUGAUAUCAGUGUAGUUCCCCCGGGGAUGGUUUUUGCACUGGAUCCAUGCCUGUUUAGGUGACUUGACUCCCUUAUAGCGUAUGUAGAGUCAUAUAUGUGUGUAUGUGUGUGCAUACAUACAUACACACGUAUAUAUAUGUAUAUAGUAUUCAUUUUAUAUAUACUUGCUCUCGACUCAUUUUACCUCCCUUCUGUCCAUCAGUCCAGGUCCUAUAUCACCUAUAAGACCCAGGACUGGGCUCUUACAGACACUUUUCUAACUAUUCUGAUUAACAGUAAUCAUUCCUUAUAUAUGUCUGUGGCGUUUUCCCUUUGUACCACACAGAGUAGCAAUUGUCAACAAUUUUUACUGAUCGUUUGUAUGUAGCUGUUCAGUUCUGGGCACAGAAUUAUAGAUUUUUUUAAUUCUCUUUUUGUUUUAUAUAUGUAUUAUCUGUGACCCCAGCGAGCAUAUAAGUUUCUUGAUAAAUACUGUUCUUUUUAUUUUGUGUCAUUUUCUUUUCCUGUAGAGCUUUCAUUGUUGAGGUUCCUCAGUGCUGAACUAACAAGAGGUUACUUCCUUGAACAUAAUGAGGCCAAGUAUACAGAAAGAAGAGAAAGAGUAUACACUUGUAUGCGAAUACCAAGAGAAUUGGAAAAGCUCAUGGUUUUUGGAAUCUUUCUGUGCCUGGAUGCAUUUCUGUAUGUGUUCACCCUGCUUCCUUUAAGAGUUUUCCUGGCACUAUUCAGGCUCUUCACUCUGCCUUGCUAUGGCUUAAGGGACAGACGUUUGCUUCAGCCUGCUCAGGUGUGUGACAUCCUGAAGGGUGUCAUUUUGGUAAUCUGCUAUUUCAUGAUGCACUACGUUGACUACUCCAUGAUGUAUCACCUGAUAAGGGGGCAGUCAGUCAUCAAGCUGUACAUCAUCUACAAUAUGCUCGAGGUAGCAGAUCGUCUGUUUUCAUCAUUUGGACAAGAUAUAUUAGAUGCUCUCUACUGGACAGCAACAGAGCCUAAAGAAAGAAAAAGAGCCCAUAUCGGAGUGAUUCCUCACUUUUUCAUGGCCGUUCUCUAUGUCUUUUUGCAUGCAAUUCUCAUUAUGGUUCAAGCAACCACUCUCAACGUGGCUUUUAACUCACACAACAAAUCACUGCUCACCAUCAUGAUGUCUAAUAAUUUUGUUGAAAUUAAAGGAAGUGUUUUCAAGAAGUUUGAAAAGAACAAUCUUUUUCAAAUGUCUAAUAGCGAUAUUAAGGAACGAUUCACGAAUUAUGUGCUUUUGCUAAUUGUGUGUCUAAGAAACAUGGAGCAGUUUUCUUGGAAUCCAGAUCACCUCUGGGUGUUGUUUCCAGAUGUCUGUAUGGUGAUUGCAUCAGAAACUGCUGUGGAUAUUGUAAAACAUGCUUUUAUCACCAAGUUCAAUGACAUUACUGCAGAUGUCUACAGUGAAUAUAGAGCCAGCCUUGCUUUUGACCUUGUUAGCAGCCGACAGAAAAAUGCGUAUACUGAUUACAGUGACUCUGUGGCACGGAGGAUGGGGUUCAUUCCUCUCCCACUAGCUGUUUUACUCAUCAGAGUCGUCACAAGCUCCAUUAAAGUGCAAGGAAUCCUGUCGUAUGCCUGCGUCAUACUCUUCUAUUUUGGGUUGAUCUCCCUGAAAGUCCUUAAUAGCAUCGUGCUGUUGGGGAAGUCAUGUCAGUAUGUGAAGGAGGCCAAAAUGGAAGAAAAGUUGUUCAAUCCUCCUCCGGCCAGCACAUCAGGCAAACCACCCCAUAAGUCACAGAACAAAUGUAAACCCUCUCAAGAAGAAAACUUGUCUGCUUCGGUCACCAGCCAGCCUGUUCAUCCGAAAGAAAACGUCAUACCCUUACUUGUCACAAGCAGUUCUGAUCAGUUUCUGACGACUCCAGAUGGUGAUGAGAAAGACAUAACGCAGGAAAGCUCGGAAUUAAAGCACAGAUCGUCAAAGAAAGAUUUGCUGGAGGUAGACAGGUUCACAAUCUGUGGAAACCGAAUCGACUGAGCUCUGCGGCCAAGUCCUGGGGCGGGAGACGCUCUGCUACUGGGAUGGACAGAUGCGAAAACUGGCACUUAAAUAUUUAUUUAAAAACUUAAAUUAUUAAUGGAAAGCGAAUCUUAAUAUCUUUCUUCCGGUGACGUGGUCUGGCUGAAGGUCAGGUCACAGAACAGCAGCGACCUCCAGCCUGGACUCUGGAACCUGACGGGUGAGGAGGAGCCCCCGGCUUGGCAGAGGGCAGUCACUUCUGGGCCUCACAGGGGCCACCUCCCAAUCACUUUGCCGUAUCCGUCCGCGCUUCCAGAACCUCGAAUUCUCCCUCGAGGCCUCUUCCAUACAAGGAUACACCUGGAAAACUGUGAAGCUUCUACCAUGACAUUACCUUUCCAGCUCAUACUGUUUUCACAAACAGGUUUCAGACUUGACUUCAUCUGCCAAAGCAUUAAAAAAAAAAAAAAAAAAAAAGAUUAAAACUUAA
Panthera uncia (snow leopard) is the source of this 4229-nucleotide messenger RNA. It is a transcript of the gene TAPT1, whose product is annotated as transmembrane anterior posterior transformation 1. The record is from RefSeq and is a predicted model, not a curated record. Gene Ontology annotation, cellular component: ciliary basal body; endoplasmic reticulum membrane. Gene Ontology annotation, biological process: maintenance of protein localization in endoplasmic reticulum; positive regulation of cilium assembly. The coding region runs from base 2369 to 3757 and encodes 462 amino acids. Lineage: Eukaryota; Metazoa; Chordata; Mammalia; Carnivora; Felidae. The transcript is spliced from 13 exons.